Messenger RNA from Mesoplodon densirostris (Blainville's beaked whale), 3682 nucleotides. RefSeq names its product leucine rich repeats and calponin homology domain containing 2 (gene LRCH2). The record is from RefSeq and is a predicted model, not a curated record. NCBI's taxonomy places the organism in Eukaryota, Metazoa, Chordata, Mammalia, Artiodactyla, Ziphiidae. Bases 1 to 2367 code for a protein of 788 amino acids. Gene Ontology annotation, molecular function: protein binding. The transcript has 23 exons.
AUGGCGGCGAGUCAGGGAGGUGGUGGUAACAGUGGGGGCGGCGGUUGUGGUGGAGGUGGAAGUAGCGGUGGCUGUGGCGCGGCCGGAGGGGGAGGUGGCGGAGCCGGAGUGGGAGGCGGCGGCGGCGGCGGCGGCGGCGGCGGGACCCUGGUGGUGCCCAUCCCGGUACCGACUCUUUUCGGUCAGCCGUUCCCCAACGGGCCGCAGUGGAACCCGGGGAGCCUACAGCCUCAACACACCGUGAGGAGCCUGGACCGGGCCCUGGAGGAGGCGGGCAACUCCGGCAUCCUGAGCCUCAGUGGUAGGAAACUCCGAGACUUCCCGGGCAGCGGCUACGACCUGACGGACACCACCCAAGCAGAUCUUUCAAGAAAUCGUUUUACAGAAAUUCCUUCUGAUGUCUGGUUAUUUGCACCUCUUGAAACGUUAAAUUUAUAUCAUAAUUGCAUCAAAACCAUUCCUGAAGCCAUUAAAAACCUACAGAUGUUAACAUACCUUAAUAUUAGUCGAAAUCUUUUAUCAACAUUGCCAAAAUACCUAUUUGAUCUUCCCCUUAAAGUUUUGGUCCUCAGUAAUAAUAAACUGGUAUCCAUUCCAGAAGAAAUCGGGAAGUUAAAAGAUUUAAUGGAAUUGGAUAUUAGCUGCAAUGAGAUUCAAGUUCUUCCCCAACAAAUGGGAAAAUUACAAUCACUUAGAGAGCUAAAUAUAAGAAGAAAUAAUCUUCAUGUAUUGCCAGAUGAAUUAGGAGAUCUUCCCUUAGUCAAGCUGGAUUUCUCUUGUAAUAAAGUGACCGAAAUUCCAGUUUGUUACAGGAAGCUGCAUCAUUUACAAGUAAUAAUUUUGGAUAACAAUCCAUUGCAAGUACCACCAGCGCAGAUAUGUUUAAAAGGUAAAGUACACAUAUUUAAAUACUUAAAUAUCCAAGCAUGUUGCAGAAUGGAUAAGAAACCAGAUUCUCUGGAUCUUCCAUCACUGAGUAAAAGAAUGCCCUCCCAACCUCUCACAGACAGUAUGGAAGAUUUUUAUCCAAAUAAAAAUCAUGGCCCUGACUCUGGAAUUGGAAGUGAUAAUGGAGAGAAACGAUUGUCUACAACGGAACCAUCAGAUGACGACACAAUCAGCCUUCAUUCUCAAGUCUCAGAAUCAAAUAGAGAGCAGACAUCAAGAAAUGACAGUCACUCAGUAGGAAGUAAACCUGAUUCUCAGAAAGACCAGGAGGUGUAUGAUUUUACUGACCCCAACACAGAUGAUGUAGCAGUUCCUGAACAGGGAGAUGCACCUAUUGGAUCAUUUGUCGCUUUCCUUAAGGGAAAAGAAAAAGGCCCUGAAAAAUCUCAGAAAAAUGAAGAAUUGGGAGAUGAAAAGAGGCUUGGGAAAGAGCAAUUACUUGCCGAGGAAGAAGAUGAUGGUUUGAAAGAAGUAACUGAUUUGAGGAAAAUAGCCGCUCAGUUAUUGCAGCAAGAGCAGAAGAACAGAGCAUCAUUCAGUGAAAAACUCUUCCAGAGGACCAGAGCAGCAGGACGUGCAUCAAGGAUUCUUAAUCAUUCAACUUCUGUCACAAGAAACAAGCCAAAACAAACUGUGGAAUGCGAAAAGAGUGUCUCAGCAGAUGAAGUUAAUUCACCAUUAUCACCCCUCACAUGGCAGCCCUUAGAAAGUCAAAAGGAUCAAAUAGAUGAACAACAGUGGCCAGAAUCUCAGCCUAUAAUCUGGCAGAGUGAAGAAAGGAGGCGGAGCAAACAGAUUAGAAAAGAAUAUUUCAAGUAUAAAUCAUCAAGGAAGAGUUCAAGUGGCAAUGAAAACGAUGAGCAAGACAGUGAUAAUGCUAAUAUGUCACCACAAUCUCCAGUAUCAUCUGAGGAGUAUGAUAGAACUGAUGCUUUUUCACAUGGUCCCUUUGGCUUGAAGCCUAGAUCAGCUUUUAGCCGCUCAUCUCGUCAGGAAUAUGGGGCAGCAGAUCCAGGUUUUACAAUGAGAAGAAAGAUGGAACAUCUACGGGAAGAACGAGAGCAAAUACGACAACUUCGCAAUAAUCUUGAAUCCAGGUUAAAAGUAAUUUUGCCUGAUGACAUUGGAGCUGCACUGAUGGAUGGGGUUGUUCUUUGCCAUUUAGCCAAUCACAUAAGGCCACGCUCUGUAGCUAGUAUUCAUGUGCCAUCACCAGCAGUGCCUAAACUUAGCAUGGCAAAAUGUCGAAGAAAUGUAGAAAAUUUUCUUGAUGCUUGUAAAAAGUUGGGUGUCUCACAGGAAAGACUCUGUUUGCCUCAUCAUAUUUUGGAAGAAAGAGGUCUUGUGAAAGUUGGUGUCACAGUUCAGGCUCUUCUUGAAUUACCUACAACCAAGUCAUCUCAGCUUUCUACGGCUUGAUAUAACAUUUAAAAAUCAUCAGUGUCUAGUUUCAUUUGAAGUGAUUUCAAAUAUCUCAAAUUGAUGAAUAAGGAUGUCUAAUCAAAAAUAAUUUUAUUACAUCAAGCCUUAGGUUUAAGAAAUAUUAUGUUAAAAGAUUAAAAUUCAAUUUUGCAUUGCCCAAACUUCUUUUGGGGGAAAACUGGAUCAACUUAAUAAGAGUUUUUGAUAAAUUCAAAUUCUCUUUUUACUAAGUCAGCUGAUAACCUUGAUUAUUUUUCAAUAAUCAGAUUAAUACUAAAUUUAAAAUGUGGUUUCAAUUCAAUAAUCACAUUAGGUUUAAUUUUUUUGUCAUAGCAUACUGGUGAACAUGUGGAUAAGUUGGAUCUUAAAAAAACGGCAUUGACAUAAUCAAUCUCUAGUGAAAACUUGGGUAAUAAAGGUAAGAAAUGACAAAUACCUUAGUUGUUAGUUUUUAAUGUAAAAUUUUGACAAUGUUACAAAUAAAGUGAUCAUUAAAAGCUACAGCAAUCAUUCAUACUGCUUUCAUAGUUAUCAUGCUGUAGGAUUCCUCUUGUUAAUCAAUCUAGAUGUUAAUUAUUUUACAAGUAUCUUCAUGUUUCAUAUCACUGAAAUAUUAGUGAAAUUAUAGGCCAUUUCCUUAUUGCAUUUCACUUACUUGUCAAUUAAUUAUUACUUUAAAGAGAAAAUACACCAGAACCUUUGUAGCAUUCUUUACUGCAAAGCAAAAUUGCAUUUAAGAUGGGUCUAUCUGAGGUCCAUACCAUGGCAGUUUAUUUACUGUAGUGGCAAAAGGCAACAUCACCUCUAUGGCAGUUUCACAGCAUAGUCCCCAAGCACAUAUUAUACCAAGGCUCUGAUGUAUUUCUUUUAGUAUUUUUGAGUAAGUGUAAAAUUAUUCUAAAUGGUCUUUAUGGUUAUUAUAUAUUUACUUCAUCAGUUAUUGAAUUAAGAAUAAUUAUCAUUAUUUGAAUUGGAUUUGUGAUUUGAAGGAGGUUAAAUAAUCAAACUAAAAUAUUUUAUUAGGACCUAAAACAUGCAGUAGAUAGCUGCUUCUGCUAAAUUUUAUUCCUGUAUCGCACAAGAAAGAGGUGAUGUCAGAUAUGUUAGAACUGAAAUAAGGAGUAAAAAUACAUUACCAUUUGUUUCAUAAUUAUCUUUACAGAAUGCUAGUUUAUUGACUUUUCUAACUGAAUUUUUUGAAGAAUUCAGAAAUGUUUGUAUUGGUCACAGAUCUAUCAUGAUUGAUUUUCUGAUGCAUUUAAAAAUAAAUGGAACACUAAAUGUAUAUUACUGAUGCAAACUGUGGAUAAAG